GCUGGCAGUUCAUUGAAUGAUGCUUUUACCUUUUUCAGCCUACACGUUAGCUACAUGGAAGCAGAAAACCAAACAUUUUCAGGAUUCCUCCUGCUGGGCCUCUCAGAGGAUCCUGAACUUCAGCACCUCUUCUUUGGACUCUUCCUGUCCAUGUACCUGGUUAGUGUGCUUGGGAACCUACUCAUCAUCCUGGCCGUCUACUCUGACCCCAACCUCCAUACCCCCAUGUACUUCUUCCUCUCCAACCUAUCGUUUGUUGACAUCUGUUUCAUCACCACCACAGUCCCAAAGAUGCUGGUGAACAUCCAGACAGAGAGCAAAGACAUCUCCUACAUAGGAUGCCUCACUCAGGUGUAUUUCUUCAUGAUUUUUCUUGGGCUUGACACUUUUCUCCUGACCAUUAUGUCCUAUGACCGCUUUGUGGCCAUCUGUCAUCCCCUGCACUACACAAUCUUCAUGAACCCCCAGCUCUGUCUCUUGUUGGUUCUUAUGUCUUGGGUCAUCAUUUUCUGGAUCUCUCUGCUUCAUAUUCUACUGAUGAUGCGGCUGAACUUCUGUAGAAGCACUGAAAUUCCACAUUUCUUCUGUGAACUGGCUCAGAUUAUCAAAUUGGCCUGCUCUGAUACCUUCAUCAAUAACUUCUUUCUGUAUGUGAUGACAGUUCUGGUGGGUGUGUUUCCCUUCACAGGGAUCCUCUUCUCUUACUCUCAGAUUGUCUCCUCCUUAAUGAGGAUGUCCUCUGCUGGGAGCAAGUAUAAGGCAUUUUCUACCUGUGUGUCUCACCUCUCAGUGGUCUCCUUGUUCUAUGGGACAGGCCUUGGGGUCUACCUCAGCUCUGUUGUAACCCAUUCUUUCCAGGAAAGCUCUAUUGCCUCAGCGAUGUACACUGUGGUCACACCCAUGCUGAACCCUUUCAUAUACAGCCUAAGGAAUAAGGAUGUGAAGGGAGCCCUGGGAAGGCUUCUCUGUAGAGCAGGGUCUUUUCCAUGA
Messenger RNA from Trichechus manatus latirostris (Florida manatee), 990 nucleotides. RefSeq names its product olfactory receptor 7D4-like. Gene Ontology annotation, molecular function: G protein-coupled receptor activity; olfactory receptor activity. The record is from RefSeq and is a predicted model, not a curated record. Bases 55 to 990 code for a protein of 311 amino acids. Gene Ontology annotation, biological process: G protein-coupled receptor signaling pathway. Gene Ontology annotation, cellular component: plasma membrane. The transcript has a single exon. NCBI's taxonomy places the organism in Eukaryota, Metazoa, Chordata, Mammalia, Sirenia, Trichechidae.